Xenopus tropicalis (tropical clawed frog) is the source of this 2311-nucleotide messenger RNA. It is a transcript of the gene tmem106c, whose product is annotated as transmembrane protein 106C. Gene Ontology annotation, cellular component: endomembrane system. NCBI's taxonomy places the organism in Eukaryota, Metazoa, Chordata, Amphibia, Anura, Pipidae. The record is from RefSeq and is marked provisional.
CCCGCCUCGCUUGCAGGUCAACAAAGCAGAUGGUGAACGGAGACAGAACUGAUCAUGGGGGCGAUAACGUCUGUUUACUCUAGUCGUGCAGAGACCUCCAAUCAAUCUAACAAGACAGAAGGGGAAGAUGAUGAUUUGCUGGAUGGAAAGAACAGAGAGCAAGACAUUGCUCAGUUUCCUUACGUUGAAUUUACUGGGCGUGACAGCAUUACCUGUCCAUCGUGCCAGGGAACUGGAUGCAUUCCUACAGAACAAGUGAAUGAGUUGGUGGCAUUAAUACCAUACAGUGACCAGCGUUUGCAACCCCAAAGAACAAAGCUGUAUGUUUUGCUCUCAGUUAUCCUUUGCCUCUUGAUAUGUGGCCUGGUUGUAUUUUUUCUUUUUCCGCGCACUGUGCUGAUAGAAGAUGGUGGUAUCAAGAUGGUAAAAGUAUGGUUUGAUACAGAAAAUAAAGUUGUCAUCCUUGGAAUGACGAGUACCUUGAAAAUAAGCAACUCAAACUUUUAUUCGGUAUCUGCUGACAGUCUAACGAGCCAAGUGCAAUAUAUGAAUACCGUUAUUGGCACACAACAGAACAGUAAUGUGACUCUAGUUCACCCGCUCAGUGAGAAACAGGUGAAUUUCACAGUUAAGGCAGAGUUGGGUAAUACUCUUUCGUAUUUAUAUUACUUCUGUACAUUACCAUCAGUUAAAGUUCAUAAUAUUGUGGUUUUUAUGAGAACAUCUGUCAAGUUUUCCUACAUUGGACAUGUGUCCCAAAGCUCCUUGGAAACCUACCAGUACAUUGAUUGUGGGGCUAAUUCUACUAUUGUUUGGGAUAACUCCAUAACUGGACCCAGAAAAUAGGCAAAUGCUAAAAGCUUUUUCAUAUUUUGGCUGAUUCCACAGUAAAGAUGGCUGUGCAUGUUUACAUUAAAAGUCCUAGGUACUGUAAUAAUAAUUCUGUUAAAUUUUAAAAAUUUCUCUAAACAUACAAUUAUUUGGCAGUCAGUAAUAUUAGAGAAUGUCGACAAGUAGCAAUCCUGUCCCAUUUGUAAUGUUAUUUAUAAAGAUGUACAAACUCCAUAUGAGAUCAGUUCAUGUCGCUUAUUUAAUCCAAAGGGAAGGGAACUAAAGGUUAACAAAUCUCUACACAAUAAUCCUUUUCUUCAAAACAUGUUGUAAAGAUCAUUAGUCAAAAGAAGAUCUUAUUCAGUCCAGAGCAGUUUAUGAACUCCCUGGAAGGGAACUUAUGAAUAUAACAUUCUGGUUGUAAUUUUAAUUUAAGAAAGGGUAAGAAAAAAGAUCAUUUUGUUUAAAUUGUUCUAUUUCUGUGGUUUUGGCUUGGCCUCUAUGUAGGUGACAUGUACAGGUAAAGGAUUUAUUAUCCAUAGACCCUCUCAUAGACUCCAUUAUAAUCAAAUAAUUACAUUUUUUAAAAAUGAUUUCCUUUUACUCUAUAAUAAUAAAACAGUACCUUCUGCAGGACCCUAGCUAAGAUAAAUGCUUAGUGGGGGCAGGGCAAUCCUAUUGGGUUUAUUUAAUAUUUACGAUAUUUUUUAGUAGAUUUAUAGUAUGGAGAUCCAAAUUAUGGAGAGACCCCUUAUCUGGAAAACCCCAGGCCCUGAAUAUUCUGGGCAACAGGUCCCAUAAUUAGGGGUCAGUGUGUUUGUUUGCACCUGCACCUGGAGGAUACCAGAAUCACCCAGCUGUAUUCAUGGUAAAUAAGCUAGAUGUUGACACAUUUAAAAUGUUUUCAUAUAUUUUGUGCCAGCAAUUCAAUAUUCUUAUUGGCUAGAAUUAGCCUAGUCUUGACUGAAUAUUUUAAAGGGAUAUUAUAAUUUAACUGCGUAGCUCAAUACCUUUAAGGCAAUGGCAGACAGAAUGUUUUGAUUCCAGAGAUAAAUCUCGGCUACAGCGGCUGUCAGAAUGACCUUGUUUCCUCACUACAGGCCAACACGUGAAUUUGCUGCUGGGAAAACAUAAUGCGGCGCAAAGUAACCGUGCCACAUACGUUUCCCAAGCAGGGAUUUGCAUGUUAGUUGCUGGAGAGGAAACAAGGGAGGUUUUGUUGCCUGCUGUAGCUAAGGUUAGUCACAGGAAACAAAACAUCUGUCAUUGCAACAUCCAUGCCUUUAAACGAUUCAGUGUUGUAGGUCUAGAUCCUUGAUUAUGUUUUGGACUCUGGGGUACAAACAGUAGAGCAUCUUAUGUCUGGAAGGAAAGGUAUUCUACUAUGCAGUUAAAUAUAUGACUAUUUUUUCUGUAGAUUCAGCUUUUUUUCUUUUUCUUUUCAACACUGAUCUUAUUAAAUAAUGUUGUGCAGCUUUAA